This is a messenger RNA of Marchantia polymorpha subsp. ruderalis, 677 nucleotides long. The record is from the annotation of a GenBank genome assembly. NCBI's taxonomy places the organism in Eukaryota, Viridiplantae, Streptophyta, Marchantiopsida, Marchantiales, Marchantiaceae.
GCACCUCAUCUAGAUGCAGACUGGCACAUGAAGACACGCUCACAGCUGACUUACUUCUACAUGUGGCAGAUGUGACAUAUUGGAGGGUCGAUCUAUGCCUUUUGGAUUCUCUGUCAAUUAUCAAUACCGAGCUUUUUCUCACGCCGUGGGCUCCUGUACUGAGGGCGUGAAGUUAACAAAGCCUGAUCUUUCGUCACAAAAUCCCCGAUCAAAGCUUUUGGCCACUUUCUUGGGCCUGAGAGAUCCAUUCUCGACACUGCAGUCAUCUUUACGGAUAAUUUCUUACUGCCUCAAAUUCUCAGGGAAUAUGACACUAUCUCACCAUGCUUUAAAAUUUCCGCUUAACUGCGUAGAUGUGCAUGUCUCAGUUAUGUUGAAAAGUGUUCAGAGGGUGAAAUGUCACUGUCAUGCUCAGCUCUCGAUCAGUCAUUCUGGCUAGAGAUAGAUAGAUAGAUUCAGCACGUACAUGCGUCACAACGUUUUCCUAAGUACAAGUGAAUUCUUUGCUCGAUCUCACUGGUUGUUUAGCGUCGUUGAUUUCCUGUCCAGAUCUAGCGAUCUUUGACUAUAGAUGGAUGUCCGAAGAAAAUUUGUCAAACGUUUAGUUCAAUAUGCACUAAUAGGAUGUUUAUUUCUAUCUAACAUUCUCAGCAUUAAACGGCAUGUCCGGAAACGUA